Acanthaster planci (crown-of-thorns starfish) is the source of this 2969-nucleotide messenger RNA. It is a transcript of the gene ccdc93, whose product is annotated as coiled-coil domain containing 93. Gene Ontology annotation, biological process: Golgi to plasma membrane transport. Lineage: Eukaryota; Metazoa; Echinodermata; Asteroidea; Valvatida; Acanthasteridae. The record is from RefSeq and is a predicted model, not a curated record.
CAAGAUGGCAGCCCCCAGCGGAAGCGUCUUUCACUUGGGCCGAUCUUCCAGUUCAAAAUUAGGCGUUGUUUACGACACUGAAGGACGGGAAGUUGAGGUUGAAACAAGAGAAGACGAGGAACAAAAUGUUAAGCUUCAAGAAACCAUUGAGCUUCUCCUUGCCGCUGGAUAUUUCAGGGCACGGAUUAAGGGACUCACACCAUUUGAUAAGGUUGUUGGGGGUAUGACUUGGUGCAUCACAACAUGUAACUUUGACAUUGAUGUGGAUUUGCUCUUCCAAGAAAACUCUACCAUUGGACAGAAAAUCGCCCUUACAGAGAAGAUCGUCGCCGUCCUGCCCAGAAUGAAAUGCCCUCACCGCAUUGAGCCCCAUCAGAUCCAAGGCUUAGAUUUCAUCCACAUCUACCCCGUGGUUCAGUGGUUGGUGAAGCGUGCCAUUGAGACAAGAGAGGAGAUGGGAGAUCUCAUCAGGGCCUUCUCCAUCUCACAGUUCAACAAACAGCACCAGACACCAGAGGAUGUAGAAUUUGAGGGGAGGAAGAACAAGUCUGUGGACACGAUUAGCAUCGUGAAAGAUGUCUACAAACCCCAGAGGAGAUAUCGGCGAGCUGACGCCCACAGGAUGAAAGAAGAAGAGAUGAGAGUACAGUCUACUCUUCUGGAGUACGGAAGACGUUACGGCAUUAGUCGGACUGCCAAGUCAGAGAAGGAUGCCCAGAAAGAGGCCAAGAAGAAGGCAUUGGAAGCCGGCAUGACCAAGGCCCGGUCAGACUCCUUAGACUCUGAGGAAUCACAAGAGAGAGAAGAGAAACGCAUCCAGGCCCUGAUGAAAGGAAUGUCCAUCUCAGAGGAGGGUAAAGUUACGGCCAGCACUGUUGGUUCCAUUGUGGGUUUACAGUCCGAAGAGAUUGGCCAAAUUGCGUCUGAAUAUGCAGAUAAGAAAUCAGAGCUGCAAAUGGAAGCUGAAAAACCAGAAAGGAUGAGUGGUGCUCAGCAACAUCAGAGAAUGGUGGCAUCACUGAACAAACAGAUAGCCAAUCAGGAGAAGAAGCUAGCUGAGGUGAGUACACGCCACAGUGAGCUCAAGGAGGCUCACCUUGGGACCCAGUCUAAGCUACAAGAAGUCCAGGAACAAUCUAGGAAGAUCGAUAAGGAGAUGGAAGAUCUGGAAUCCAUUGAGACAGACGAGAACAAAAGUGUUCUUCAGAAGCUGCGUUCCCUUGUGGCUAUGAACGAAAGUCUCAAGAAACAGGAACAGGAGUUCCGCACUCAUUGCAAGGAAGAGAUGGUUCGUCUCCAGGAGACCAUCUCAGGGCUGAAGGAGAAUGAAGGAGAGGCAGAGAUGUCUGAGAGGGAUCAGAUGAUCCUGAAACGAUAUGAGGCCGGGCAAGAAAAACUUCAGAAGCUCCGUCUGCUCUUGGCUCGGAAAACAAGAGAAAUUGCUGCCCUGCAGAGGAAGAUAGAUGACGUGCCAUCACGAGCUGAAUUAUCCCAGUAUCAAAGACGAUUUGUUGAGCUGUAUAAUCAAGUUGCCAACACCCACAAAGAGACAAAACAGUUUUACACAUUAUACAACACUCUGGAUGACACCAAGUUAUAUGUGGAGAAAGAAAUUACUUUACUCAACUCAAUCCAUGACAACUUUUCACAGGCAAUGAAUUCCACUUCUAACAAGGAACAGUUCCUUCGACAAUUUGAGCAGAUUGUCGGCGGGGUCAAACAGAACAAAAUCAAGGUUGAGAAGAAGAAGCAAGAGGAAAAGAUGAGGAGGGAUCAGUUGAACGACAACUUCCUGGACCUGGUGGAAAAACAGAGACUGUACUUCAAGACAGUCCGAGACUUCAAGGAGGAAUGUCGAAAGAAUGAGAUCCUCCUCUCCAAGCUUUCUGCCACAAAUUAGUUCCUUUUAAAAAAAAUAUGUAACAAAUUAAAUCCUACCGGCAUUUAUUACCUAAGUAACUUUGAUUUUGUUGAAAAAUUUCUUGGCUGGUCUAUGUUUGUCUCCAGAAUUAGCGUAGAUAUCCAUAGUACUUGACCUAUGUAGAAUUCUUCUAGUAGAACUUGAGCACUUAUAUUUUUAAAAUGUCUCCCCCCUGCUGUGUUCAUCUGUAGCUCCUCUCUAGUCGUUUUGCCCUCAUUUGACCCAAAAGUUUGGCAGAAAUUAUGACAUCCCCAAGCCAAACCUUUGGAUAGUUUUUUCUCCUUUUUUUAAGGAUUAUUUGUUGAGAAAUAGGGCAGUAGCAGGUUAGCCUUUGAGAUGUAUGGGGAUAAAAUUGCUCCGGAACUGUUAGGCCAAAUAUUUCUUGCUUCCAGAAAUUCAAGAUAUAUUGACUCUUUUUGUACUUAUCUGUUAAAAUUCUGUUAAUCUUUCAUGUAAAAUGAAAUUCAAUAUUUUUGUAAUGCUAAUCGUCCUUUCUGCAAAACCUUACUCUAUCAUGAUAUUGCUCAGAAUGUAGUGUCAUAGUUUCUUAGAUUUGUUUCCCUUUUUGAAAGGAAUUCGGAAAUUUUCAGCAUUAUCAUUGCUACCACAAACAGCAUAAAGCAAAUUAUUUAAACCAAUGUUCCAAAGUAACAAAUCUAAUUUAAUUUUCCACCGCCUGAAAAAUGUAUUUAUGAAUGCAAGUACAGUUUGAGAAGACCAAAGCGUUUGUCCACAUUGAUAUUCUUAUUCUAGAUUGCAUCAAACUACAAAAAAAAUAGUUGCUAUUAAUCCAUUUGCUUUUCCUUGUCAUAUUUUGGUACUUGCUCUUUGACACCGAGUGAUACUUUUAUUGUAAUCUGAAAGCAAACAAUGCUUCCAUCCAACAAUAAUUUUGGUUUAUCUCCGAGUUCUGAUUCUUCAAAAAGAUUUUUUUUCCCUAAUCAUUAAGUAAAUUGUCUUGUAUUUUUUAGUUAUUGUGAUGGUUACAGAAAUUAAUGCAUCGAUUAAAAUAAAUCAUUGCCAGUUCAUCGUACAGUACAGAUACAAA